Messenger RNA from Eubalaena glacialis (North Atlantic right whale), 7761 nucleotides. RefSeq names its product zinc finger protein 516 (gene ZNF516). Gene Ontology annotation, biological process: regulation of DNA-templated transcription. NCBI's taxonomy places the organism in Eukaryota, Metazoa, Chordata, Mammalia, Artiodactyla, Balaenidae. Gene Ontology annotation, molecular function: RNA polymerase II cis-regulatory region sequence-specific DNA binding; DNA-binding transcription factor activity, RNA polymerase II-specific. Gene Ontology annotation, cellular component: nucleus. The record is from RefSeq and is a predicted model, not a curated record. The coding region runs from base 257 to 3706 and encodes 1149 amino acids. The transcript has 7 exons.
GCUCCGCGCCUCGGGCGCUCGGCUUCACCUUCAGAGGCGCGGGGCGUGCGCGUCCUCCUCCCCGGGCCGUCCGCCUCCCCGCCAAGGUGCUUGCUGCCCUCUGCCAUGCUCUCCAGGUAAGACAUGCCCCUCCGCGGGGCAGGCGCACUUCUGCAGCCGGCAAGCGGGAGGCUCGCCUGAACAUGGAGAGAUAAGACGCAGGCCCACGUGACCGAGCGCCGUGCCCGCCCCGGCCGGACGAGCCCUCGUCGUCGAGAUGGACCGCCCCCGAGAGGCCGAGAUGGAGCUGAGAAGGGGCCCCAGCCCACCCAGGGCCGGCAGGAUCCCCGAGGCGGACGGCGACAAGGCGCUGAGCCACAGCUGCUGCAUCUGCGGCAAGAGCUUCCCCUUCCAGAGCUCUUUGUCCCAGCACAUGCGCAAGCAUACGGGCGAGAAGCCCUACAAGUGCCCCUAUUGCGACCACCGGGCUUCCCAGAAGGGCAACCUGAAGAUCCACAUCCGCGGCCACCGCACGGGGACUCUGAUCCAGGGCCACGAGCCCGAGGCGGGCGAGACGCGCGUGUCCGAGGGCCUGGACGGCUGCGCCAGCCCCACGAAGAGCACCUCGGCCUGCAACAAGAUCCUGAACGGCGCCACCCAGGUGGACAGCGGCAAGAUCCUGCUGAGGAGCAGCAAGAAGGAGGCGGAGGGGGCGGCGUGCGUGGCGGCGGAGGCCAAGGCGGCGGCGGCGGCGGCGGCGGCGGGGCAGUGCUCCUUCUGCAAGAGCAAGUUCGAGCGGAGGAAGGACCUGGAGCAGCACGUGCACCAGGCGCACAAGCCCUUCAAGUGCCGGCUGUGCAGCUACGUGACCCUGCGGGAGGAGUCCCUGCUCAGCCACAUCGAGAAGGACCACAUCACGGCCCAGGGGCCCCGCGGCGGCGACGCCUUCGCAGAGAACGGCAAGCCUGAGCUGCCCCCCGGCGAGUUCCCCUGCGAGGUGUGCGGCCAGGCCUUCAGCCAGACCUGGUUCCUGAAGGCGCACAUGAAGAAGCACAGGGGCUCCUUCGACCACGGCUGCCACAUCUGCGGCCGGAGAUUCAAGGAGCCGUGGUUCCUGAAAAACCAUAUGAAGGCGCACGGCCCGAAGGCGGGGAGCAAGAACAAGCCCCGGAGCGAGCUGGACCCCAUCGCCACCAUCAACAAUGUGGUGCAGGAGGAGGUGAUCGUGGCCGGCCUGAGCCUCUACGAAGUCUGCACCAAGUGCGGGAACCUGUUUACGAACCUGGACAGCUUGAACGCGCACAACGCUAUCCACCGCCGGGUGGAGGCCGGCCGGCCGCGGGCCCCCGUCGGGGAGGGCCCGGCGCCCGGCCCCGCCGACUCCCAGCAGCUCUUCCUUCAGUGCCUGAACCUGCGCCCGGCGGCCGGCGCGCCCGCCCGCGGGCAGGCCGGGCGGCGCGUGGCCGAGCUGGACCCGGUCAACAGCUACCAGGCCUGGCAGCUGGCCACGCGGGGCAGGGUGGCCGAGCCGGCCGAGUACCUCAAGUACGCGGCGUGGGACGAGGCGCUGGCUGGGGACGUGGCCUUCGACAAGGAGCGGCGCGAGUUCAUCCUGGUGAGCCAGGAGAAGCGCAAGCGCGAGCCCGAGCCCGGCGCGCAGGGGCCCCCGCGCAAGAGGGCGGGCGCGCCCGGGGACCCCGCGCCCGGGCCCCCGGACCCCCGGCCGGCCGCGCGCCCCAGCCGCCGCGCCGCCGCCCCCGCCGGCCACGGCAAGUCGUCCGAGUGCUUCGAGUGCGGCAAGAUCUUCCGCACGUACCACCAGAUGGUGCUGCACUCGCGCGUGCACCGCCGCGCGCGCCGCGACCGUGACCGCGACGGCCCCGGGGACCGCGCGCCCCGCGCCCGCUGCGGCUCGCUCAGCGAGGGCGACUCGGCCUCGCAGCCCAGCAGCCCCGGCUCGGCCUGCGCCGCCGCCGAUUCCCCGGGCUCCGGCCUGGCCGACGAGGCCGCCUACGAGAGCGGAGAGGAGGGCGCGGCCCACCCUGCACCAGGGACAAAGCCACACCGCUGCUGCUUUCCUGAAGAAGUAGCCUCCACUGCGCUCUCCAAUGGAGAUCAAAGUCACACACUUGGAAAUAACCCAUCGGGAAGAGCUGCCAGGGAGCCCGGCGCGGGGAUCGCAGCUUCUGUGUCCGUACUUGAAAGCAGUAGCAGAGACACUUCCAAGAGAGCAGAACAGCCUAGGUUUUCUGUGGACUUAAAGAUGCCAGCAUUUCACCCCAAGCAAGAAGGCCCCGGCUCCAGGGAUACUGCAGACCUCCCUUCACGUCCCCCUCAGACUGCGGAUCUGCAGCUCCCCUCUGAGAGCCAGGCCACCCACCCGCAAGAGAAGCUGUCCGAUUUGCACAACACGGAGCAUUCCGGGGGAGGGAAGAGGGUGCCAGCCCCCGACCUGAUCCCGCUGGACCUGAGUGAGCGGUCGACUCGGGCUGACCCCAGCCACAAGGAGCUGGCCUCCUCCCUGCAAGCUGCUCUGGCCGUCCACCCGUGUCCUUACUGCAGCCAUAAGACCUACUACCCCGAGGUGCUGUGGAUGCACAAGCGCAUCUGGCACAGGGUCAGCUGCCACUCCGUGGCCCCCCAGUGGAUUCAGCCCAACGGUUACAAAAGCAUCAGAAACAACUUGGUUUUCCUCACCCGGAGCGGACGCACGGGCCCCCCGCCUGCCCUCGGGGGCAAAGAGUGCCAGCCGCUGCCCAUCUCCCGGUUCACCCGCACUCAGGUGCCGGGCGGGGCGCCGGGCCCCAAAGGGAGCCCCUCGCCCCUGGGGAUGCCCACGAAAGCCGCCGGCUUGCCCAGGAGCAAGGAGAGCCACCCCGGCGGGCCCUGCGCGCUCUGGGCGGCCGGCGCCGACGGGCAUCGGCAGACCAAGCCCGGCCCCGAGCAGCCCGGGGCUCCGCCGCCCCCGUCCAAGCCCAAGCAGGAGGCCGGCCCCAGAGCCGGGCCCGCGGCGGGCAGCGGGGGCUUCAGCAGAAGUGCCACACCGACGCCCACCGUCAUCACCCGGGCGGCUCCCCAGCCCCCGGCCAACAGCAGGCAGGGGGACAAGUAUGGCUUCCCCCCAGCGGGGGCCGGCCUCGGUCCCCCAAAUAAGCACAGUGCCCUGGACCCGCCCAAAGCCAAAUUCAGCCCUCAGCCUCAGGGUCAGCCGCAUGGGAAAGGUGACGGGGGCCCCCCUCUACCUCCCCGAGAGCCCCCCGCCAAGGUCGGCUCCAGAGGGACUGCGGCCUCGCAGGCCCAGCCCGUCCUACACAGCAUCAAGCAAGAGCCUGCGUCCGAGGGCCCCGAGAAACGCCUGGACAUCCUCAAUAUCUUUAAGACGUACAUUCCAAAGGACUUUGCUUCUCUCUACCAGAGCUGGGGCGGCAACGGCCCUGCGCUCGAGCACAGAGGUGUCCCGACUGUGCUCUGCCCGGGAUGUGCAGGACACACAGGGACACUCCGGACGCCGGCCCACCAGGGAGACUUCGUCUGCGUGGAGUGUGGAAAGUGCUUCCACCAGCCCAGCCACCUCCGGGCCCACACGCGGGCUCACACAGUGCUGUUUGAGUCUAACGGCCUCCGAGGUGCUGAAGCCCACGCCACCUCCGCAGACGCCCCCAAACAAGGGAGAGACCAUUCUAAUGCAGAUACUGUCCAAACAGUGCCUCUCAGAAAGGGAACCUAGAGACACGCUUUCACCAUCCCCGGUGCCCCGGGACAGCGUCCGCAGUUCCCUUGUGGAUGUCCCGACCGUGACCCUGACCGCCCCGUGGAAGAGCUCCCGACCGGACACCUCAGAUCCUGCAGCCGCUGGGCGGGGCGGAAGCUGAAGGGAGGGCGUCUCCUUGUUACACAUUAAACAUCAACGAAGAUGCUCGACUUAGAAUUCCAUGUAGAUAUUCUAUACAUAUACGUGCUCAGCGACCAUAGUCCGUAUUUUCUUAUAAUAAACGGUGGAGGUGGGAGGCACGGUAGGAGCACAAAGCAUCGAUAUCGUUCAAGACAGGUUUGAGACACUGGAAGAAAGGUGCUCGUGUGUGUCGGACAGAGUGAAGCAGCCAAGCACUGUAACAGAAGCCGCCGCCGAUGCUCAGAGGCCUGUUGGAGGUGACGUCAGGACAGACAGCGGAGGGGUCCAGGUUGACGGAGUUUUGACGCUCUGGCCUCUCCUUGUCUUAGUGGGUAUUUAAAAUAGUGAAUAAAAGAGGAAGGAUGGGCGUCGAGGUGCUGUGGAAACAGGCUCAAUGGGGGGCGGGUGGGUGACGAGGUCCUCCUUCCUCAGUGGUCCCAUCGCAUCCCCUUGGGGGCCCUCUGCGUUUCCCAGGUGUGUCCCUCUCUCCCAUCUGUGCUCAGUGAAUCCGGCAGAGGAAACACAUCCGUGGGAAGGCUUUUAUUGUGCUUCGGAAAAGAGAGCUAGUUGAACACUAAGAAAAGCAGGCUUCUUUGUUUAUUCUCAGGACCUUUUGGUAACAGGGCUACAUUCUGCAAACUGCUUACAACGGAAGACUGCCCGUCUUAACAAAUUAUCUGGCCACUGAACCCCCCUCGAUUUGGACCCUUUUAGUCAUAGUGGGAGGAUCCCUGAGCCCGUGGGGGGCCCAGGUCGCCGGGGUCCUGGUGCUCUGGGGCCUCCUGCGCCCCCCUCCCUCCCUGCCUUCCCGUCCGUCUGUCCCAGCAAGUAGGCGUCUUUCCUUCUUGGGCGGGGGGGGGGGGGGGCCUCCAUGGGACGAGUCCCUUCAUUCCCGGAGCGUGGAGGCCGCCCGGCCCGUGGGUCGGGCAGCUUUAUAUACCUCUUCCUCAGUCACGCAGAUGCCAGUUUUAGCGGUGGGGAGUUAAGGGCCUUAACAAAGGGUCUUAAACCUUGCAGUGUACGCAGUUAAAAUUGUAUUCCACAGAUAUAAAUAUUUUCUUUUCCUAUUACCAUGACACCAUGUGUGAUGGUAAUGUUUCUGAGAGUUUCAGAUUUUUGCACAUAAUGAUUUUAUGCAUUAUCAAAAGUUACUGCUGCCUUGAAUGAAAAUGUUCUGUGAAAUUUUUUGCAAAAGCUUUACUAGGUUUUUUUUAAUUGUGAAAUUUUGUAAAGGCAGGAAAUGGAUUAAAAUGAGCAUGCUAAAUAUAUUUUUCAAAAAAGCAAUAAUUUUACAUGUACAGAAAUUAUCCUAAUCUUUAAUACUGGUGAGAGCAACAGUUUACUUAAUACAGUAAUGGAUUAGUGCAGUUUUUGUAGAAAAUGGGCUUCUGAUACAAAGACUUGUUUAAACACACACACACACACACACCCCCUAAAGUGUGGUUUUCCUGUUCUAAUGAUUUGUUGAAUUAUAUUAUUAUUAUUAUUGUUAUUGUUGUUGUUGUUCUUAGUUAAUGUUUGGUUCUGGAUUCUACUUGUUACUGAAUUUAAAUUACUUGACGGUUCAGGUUACUUUGCAACUUUUGCAAACAAUGCAAUGUAACUGGCUAGCUUAUAUCUAUAAAUAUAUAUAUACAUGUAUAUACACACACAUAUAGCUGCAUAUAUGUGUGUGUAUAUAUAUAUAACUUUUUUACUUAUUUUUUCCUGAUAUUCUUACACCGGACAUGUACCAGAAUGAUCUGUCGUGUUGGUGUCAUUAGGAAUGUCCUUGCAGAUACGAUUCAGUGACUGUCCUCUAAAGUUAUUUUGAGCAAAGUUUCAGAGAUACAUUCCUCUGUUCACCCUAGAAAUCAGCAUGCCUUUCUGUUGACUUACGUUUGAUCAUUUCCGUAGUCUCCUCACAGUGAUCGUUUCUGCAUUUUCUGGCUUUUAUUUUCGUGGCUGACAGUGAAGGGUGACAGUUCAGGAACACACAGGGGCUCGUGAUUCGGUCUGUUUCUCUGUGUUUUAGUUAUUCAGAGGAAUUCUGUACCCAAAGCGACACGGAGGAGUCAUGUACGUUCUUACCGUUUCAGAGGCGGCCUUCAGAGCCGCAGGUGUCAUCCCGGGAGACCCCUUUGCGGGGGGCGUGGUGGAGAGGGGCGCGUCCCGGGGUCCCAUUGGCCGGACACGCAGCCCGAGCCAGUUGGAAUACUUGUUUCUGCCCGGAGCACAGAAAUAAGGUUUUCCCUUAAUUCAGCAGACGGGGGUCGGGGCGGUGGGGGGGGCGUCCAAGAACACCACCCUCCAAGGCAAGCCGUCCGGGGGCCCGACUGUACUUCCUUUCUUCCACUGAGCAUCAGUAUUGUAUUGGUUUGUUCAUGUGUUUGUGUCAGUUUGACCAUAGUAUUUAAUACGAUUUGUGUUUUUCUUAUUUAUUUAGCCAAUGUGUUUUGAUUCACUUUUUUUCGAUUGAUAAUUUCCGCAUGGUCUCUCCUGUAAGUCACCCUCUGACUGUUACAGACUUUCUACUACCUCUACCAAUCUGCUGUUUCCUUGUUUCUUAACAGGAUUUGACAGUGUUGGCGUCAAUGUAACUUAGACAAUAAAGGGUUUGGUUGUCUACACUGCAGCUUCUCCGUGUGUCUCCCGGCCCCUGCUUGCACACUCCUGCUGCUGGUCUCACUCUCCUCCCCUCCUCACCCUCGUCCUCAUUGUUGUAACACAAAUAACGAGCUUAGAGACUCUUUCAGGUUAUUCACUCAUAUUCCUUAAUUUGAAGAAUGAACAUUUAAAUUCUCUGAAAAAUUCAGCUGUUCAAGCAUCCUCUCCGGGCAUUCGUCAGCCGUUCUGUCACUUUUCUCCCCUGGUUCCUGGAAGGCCUUGGGGCCAUCUCAGAUGGAUGCGUUUCACCUUGGUCAUGGCACAGUACAGAUUUUCAAACCAAGUGGAUUUUGCCUCUUUGGUUUUGAAAAGUAUUCAGUGCUUUAAGAGAUGCUUCCCAAUAUUUACUUAUUUAUUUUUUAAACCCAAGAAAGACACUAGUUUCUUGAAGGUGCUCCAGGAAAUGGCCCCGGGGAUGACAUAUAUAUGCCACUUUGGUGAGCUUAGGGAGCAUUGGUUUUGCCCAGGAUGUCGAGAACCAUCUUCAGAUCUGGCCGCUCUGUCACACGUUGUACAGUGGCAGGCAAACAGUACACGGGGGCACGUGCACACGCAGGGUCAUCAUUCGGCAGGCCUCUGGGAUGCGGCCUUGGACCCAGCAGGUCGCAGGUGACACCUCCCCGCUGUCUCCCAGGCACCUGGCUCAGGUGGCUGCACCUUCUUUCCACCAGGAGAUAGAGUGUAGCCCACAGGGUCACAGAAGGUGACUGGCAGUUCUCGGUCUGUGCCUGGAACGCAGCGCACCUCCUGGGUUUUCACGGCCAGAUUCUCUUUACCAACAUGCCGUCUUGAAAACAGGCACAUCACCCCCUGGGGGGUGUGAUCGAUGCACAAAAAAACAGCUGCGUUUGUACAACUUUACUUUUCCACUUUGAAAAUGUCUCCGUGUCUGAAGUAGCGUAUGCGGUUUCACUGCUUUUAACUCGGGUGUGUUCUAAUCGCAGGACAUUUUAUACACUGAGCAAAAAGAAAGAGGAUGAAAAAAUCACAGGCCAGGACUUCAAGUGAUGGUUUAGGUGUGUCUGUGUGGAGUGACUGAGGGAAAAUGUUCAUUCUUCAAUUUUGCUAAUUAUGCUUUGAGGCAGUAAAAUGCAAAAGACCAUAGAGUUUGUAUUUCUUUUUUAAAAUACAAUUUAUAACAUUAUAUUUUGUACUCUUUAUAUUAGAAUUUGUAACUAGAUUGAUGUAUUUAACUCUAUUUCUGAAAAAAUAAUUCAAUGUUUCAGUUGUGUGAUAAAAAAUAU